UUCUUUUGAUAACGAACUUGUAACCAAAUGACCAUAAAUCGCGAAUGUUUAUCGUUUAUCAUUUCUUUUCUUUCUUUUUCGCCAUGUUCCAAGUGUCAGUUUUUCUUACCGCAUUCAUGUACGAUUUUAAUUUAUCAUAAAAAACAUGAGACUAUAAUCGUUACUUUGUAAAACUCUGAAAAUGCUUUUUAUUGACUGUACUUCUGAUUUUGUCAACGAUUGUAUGAAGAUUAAGUUCACAGUAUUUAUGCGACAAUGGUCAUGGGCAAUCUUGUCAUUUUGUUAUCAAGAAGAAGUGGAGACUGAAAUUAUUGGAACUGAGGGAGGAGAUUUAAAAUUCAGUCAGCCAAGUAUGUCCAACACUAUCAGUAAUAUGAAGAUGACCAACCGUAUCAAGGGAAUGGUGAGCAAACGUCGUAGGCGUUUCACAGAAGAUGGGUUUGACCUUGAUCUCACAUAUAUAAGAGAUAACUUAAUAGCAAUGGGAUUUCCAGCUGAAAAGUUAGAAGGAGUGUAUAGGAAUCACAUAGAUGAUGUUGUUAAACUGUUGGAAUCUAGGCAUAAAGAUCAUUAUAAGAUUUACAAUCUAUGUUCAGAGAGAUCUUAUGAUUUUAAGAAAUUUAAACAAAGGGUAGCUACAUAUGCGUUUGAUGAUCAUAAUCCACCAAUGUUGGAUCAAAUCAGACCAUUUUGCGAAGACGUGCACGAAUGGCUUUCUCGUCAUCAAGAAAAUGUAGCUGUCGUACACUGUAAGGCUGGUAAAGGUCGGACGGGUGUAAUGGUGUGUUGUUACCUUCUUCAUACUAAACAAUUUCCCACUGCCACAGAAGCCCUUAAUUACUAUGGAAAUAAAAGAACACACGAUAGGAAGGGGGUAACAAUACCUUCACAGAGGAGGUAUGUGGAUUAUUAUGCUACUCUUGUACAAGAAGGACUAGAUUAUCAACCGGUUACAUUGUUGUUACGAAAAAUACAAUUGGAUCCAGCACCUAUUUUUCAUGGAGGUCAAGGAUAUUUGCAUUGCGUAAUAUCUGAAUCUAAGAAAAAAAUAUUUAGCUCUGAUAUAGUAGAAGUACGAAAAGGAAUGCACACAGUCAGCAUCCCUUUAAAACACAGCAUAGCAUUGACGGGAGAUAUACGAGUGGAUUUCUUUAAUAGACCAAAAAUGAAGCGAAAGGAAAAAUUGUUUCAUUUUUGGUUCAAUACAUUCUUCGUACGAGACUACUUAUCGCCGGAAUAUGAUAAUGGAGAGUUACCAGUUGAGCGUUCAACUAGGGCAUUGAGUUGCGAUGGUGCAACUAUGGAAUUACCAGUGGUUAUGUCGCACAUGAAACCCAGAGCCGGAUCCUUAGCUAGUCUCGGACCUAUGCCACCUACUCUUGUUUUAAGUAUAGAUAAAUGGGGUCUGGAUGACGCACACAAGGAUAAACAUCACAAAGUGUAUAGUGCUGAUUUUAAAGUUAGCUUAUUUAUGCAUCGGAUGGGUGGUAAUAUAUCGCAAACUGUAUCAGCGACAACAAAUAGAACAGGAGAGGGUAUACAAAUAGGAAUGGGAGGACAAGAUACCCCGAGCGAAUCAAGCGAAGCGGAUAGCAGUGAAUGCGACACAACUGGUGAUACGACGGGAGAUGAAGAUGGGGAAUCUGUGGACAUGGACCAGCGUGUUGGACGAUACCGCCUUCUAUCAGACGGAGGAAUGAUAGAUGUUUUGUGAGUUCAUCGCCAGUCAUCCCUCUACACUCUUCGACAUUGCUGUCUCUCGCAUAUUCACAUGCGGACAUUAGAAAUUCGACUAUCAUCUUUAUUAUCGAAGAUGUACGCUCGAUUGGAAUGUUACGCUCGAACAAACGAUCGUGUCUUUUUAACGACAUGUAAAGUGUUGUUAGACGACGCAUAUUAGUUCCAACAAGCCAAAGAAAACGUUUAUAUCAGUACCGAAAUUUUGUUUCGUAUCUCGAAGAUUCGUGUCUCAAAAAUAUGUCGCUUUCUUUCUUUCUUAACUUCUUUGACGAAUGCGCAUCAGUUUGGCUCGUGCUACACACAUAUUCUUUCUUUUCGUUGAAUAUGUUUGAUCGUAGAAUUCCAUUGGAAUUUAUUUACAAACACCAAGCAUAAAUAUAAACGAAUGUUUUUUUUUAAACCAUGUAUUUUAUAUUUAUUAUCAACGAGCUGGAAGUUCUCUGAACAAAAUCUGAAAGGUAGAAGUAAAAGGAAGAAGAAAAUGAAAAAGAAGAGUGGAAAGGCUAAACGUUAUAAAAAGAAAGAAUCGAUGUAAAUGGUAAAGAGAAGUUCCAUGCUCAGCAUAUUAAAGAUACAUAAUGCGGCUUGUGUAACGCUUAUCUCGUUUUGUCGGUGAAACUGCGCAUUCUCGCGAAUACGAGACAAUGGCUGGUGUUUGAAGAAAUAGCCGCGUCGGUCUUAUAGGCUGAGAAAGAAAGUGUGUUUAUAUAGAUUAUGAAUCCAGAUGGAAGAAUAAUGCUGUAAAAAAAAAGCAAGAUUAUUUUCGUAACGUUAAUAAAUUGUAAGUCAAUAAAUACAGCAACAAGAAUGGUAAGGACAAGAAGAACAUCAGCAUCACCAAUAUUCACGAGAACUCUAACAUCGGUAACCACAACGUCGAGGAUGUCGCUUGCUCUUCGUUCGAUAACGACGACGUUUAUCGUACUUGUGUAUUAACUUUGUUUUCCUCUGUAAAGACGAUCGAAUCGAUACACGUUGUAUCACCACAUUAGCUAAACACCUAACUUUAUGUUUUUCUAUCGCAAUCGGUAUAAUUUACCAAAACUUGUUUCGCUAUUACAAAUCUACCGAAAGGAAUAUGUAUAUCGAAUGAUCUUAUCUGACGAAUUUUGCGAUCACAGAUACUUAUGUAUAUGCGCAAAAAAGAAUAAAAAUGAGGUAAAGAGCGUAACAAAAGGAAAAUAGACGAGCGAUGUAGAAUGUAUCGUGCGUGAGUCGUCUAAGUAUUACAUAGUCAUGAAAAAUCUGGCCGUGCAAUGUUUCACUUCGACUCGUGAUCACGGCUCGCAUAAACAUUUUUGCUUUUACCUAAGCUAAGGGUAUUUGUGAAAAAUUUGCGAAUUGCGCCGUGAAAAGUAGAAUUGUAUAAACGAAUCUAUUCGGUGUAGGGUUCGCAGUUUUUAUUCUUUUCGAAAGUAGAAGGCGAUACGACGUUAAUCGAUAAAUCGUUACGACGAUAUCGUCGAAUAGAUUCUACACCGACUCAUCGGAUGUUCUACGAAUGUUUCUGAUCGCUGUUCGUUUACAUGGUCUCAAGAAAAAGCAAGAUUGAGAAAAAAGAAAGAUAGAAAAGCUAUAGAUGUCGGACUCGGAAGCUAUGCGGUUCUGCUCUGUGUUACGGCUAAAAAAAAGAUCACAUUGUAACGUUACGAUGUUCGCGAUGCGUUUAAAAGGUUGGUACACGCCCGCGACCGUGGUAACGUUCGAUGUAGAUCGAAAUUUUUCGCGAAAUUUUGUUCGAAUAAAAGGUAUCGUUGUUUCCUUAGCACUCGCACAAUACGCGAAUUCUUUAAGCUUUUGGAUGAGAAACGUCCAUUUGAUCGAAUAUGCAAAGGAUACAAAUGAAUUUAGAGAACGCAACAAGAAUCGUUUCUGACGCCGUCCUUUCCUAACUCAUAGCUUGUACGUUGCGAUACGAUAGUUCGUAACUCGAUGCAAUUAAAAACGAUGAUGACAAAUAGAGUGGCGUCAUGCAUCGUCCUAACUGGCAUUUCUUUUAAUUUCGCUGUUAUUGUAUCUUCAUUUUGUUCGUUUGUACGUGCAGCCAUGAACGAACUUUUCGAUUAUGUAUACGCUGAGACCGAUACGCAGAUCGGACAAGUCGCACGCGCGCUACGGAAGAAAAUUCAAAAUCGACCGAGUCCGUAUGUGCAACAAGAGAUGAUAUUGCAAAAACUUAUUCCUUUUAACGAAACGUAUUAGUAUGUUGAAAUUUCGCGUGUUUACAUUAACGCUUUCUCUCUUUUGCUAACUUGCCGAGUUGAUCGUUCGUAUAGAUUUUAGCCACGAGCCUUAGACAAGAUUACGAAUACGAAUAAGAAUACGCGCGCACGGUUAAGUCAAAAGAAAUGCGGUCGUUCGUUAUCGUUCGCUGGUGCAUCUUUACGUUCCUUGAUAUAAGUACCGUAAACUUAUGAAAUUUGCAUAAAAUUAGUUAUGGCACGAUAAAUACGUUGAUACGCGAUUCACGUAUGUCGAAGAGAAUGCAUCGAGGAAAAACAGCUCAUUCUCGUUUUUCCAAUAAAUUCUGAUCCCGCGUCUCAGAAUCUAUCUUUAUUUCUAUGUUUGGUUUUCUUUUUGUCAUCGAAAUUAAAUUUGAUGGUUGAUAAAAUGGAAGAGAGAAAGGGAGGGAGGAGAGAAAAGGAGGAGGGAGAGAAAGAGAGAGAGAGAGAGAGAGAGAGAGAGAAUGCGUGCGUGCGUGUGUGCGUGCAAUGAUCGAAAACAGCGCAAGAGCGAAUGAAAUACUUAUUCGUGUUAUCAGGUAGCGAGUUUUGGAUUACCUCGAACGAAUUAGUAAAUUUACCUCGCUCGAACUAUUUUAAUCGCAUCUGUAGUUCACUGAACUAACGUCGACUCGCUAGCAAUCGUUGCGAUACCUCAGUUUUUUACCCUCUAAAAGUAACGAAGAAGGUAAACUUACUAAAUACGUUUUUACGUACCAAUAAUUAUGGCAUACGUAUGUACCAUAUUGUUACUUCUUGUAACGUACACGCUUCUCGGACAUAUUUUUUCUCAUACGAAGUUCAUGAAUAUCGUUUUAUAAGUGAUAUCUCUUAAAACUAACUUUUAUAUGAUUCAUGCGGAAUGUUCAAAAUAUAAAUAAGAUGCAUUAUUUU
Bombus terrestris (buff-tailed bumblebee) is the source of this 4856-nucleotide messenger RNA. RefSeq names its product phosphatidylinositol 3,4,5-trisphosphate 3-phosphatase and dual-specificity protein phosphatase PTEN (gene Pten). The transcript is spliced from 9 exons. NCBI's taxonomy places the organism in Eukaryota, Metazoa, Arthropoda, Insecta, Hymenoptera, Apidae. The record is from RefSeq and is a predicted model, not a curated record. Bases 182 to 1714 code for a protein of 510 amino acids. Gene Ontology annotation, biological process: negative regulation of cell population proliferation; cell motility; phosphatidylinositol 3-kinase/protein kinase B signal transduction. Gene Ontology annotation, molecular function: protein tyrosine phosphatase activity; phosphatidylinositol-3,4,5-trisphosphate 3-phosphatase activity; protein tyrosine/serine/threonine phosphatase activity. Gene Ontology annotation, cellular component: cell projection; plasma membrane; nucleus.